GAUGGCGGCCUCGGUGCAGCUCCUCCGCGGCUGAUGUUUUUAAGUCUUUCUGAACGCUUUUAUACUUUUUUCUGAUUUUAUUUGAGACUCGUCCGCGGCCGGCGGGUCUGUGGGUCAGUACCGAAGCCUCCGCCACCCCAUCCCCGCUCCGCCCGGGCUCCACCACCGUGCUAAUGAAGCGGCAGGCCGGGAGGGAGAGCAGCCCGUCCAGGGCUGCCGCCAAGCGGCUCCGGGAGCGAGAGGGCGCCCGGCGGGAGGAGCUGCCUCCGCCGCCGCCGCCGCCGCUGGCCCUGCUGCUGGCGGAGAGCCACCGCUACCACCGCCGGAGCCGCAGCAGGGAGCGGGAGAAGCCGCGGCUGCGGGACGAGCGAGCGGCGGCCGCCGCGCUGGAGCUGCACCACCGGCACGAGCUGAGCCUGCUGGGCCGGCCGCCGCUGCGGACCUCCGCCGCGCCGGAGCUGGCCGCCGCGCGGCCCGGCACGCUGGAGUACAAGACGCUGCUCAUCAGCAACCUGGGCUCGCAGGUGUCGGACGAGGACGUGGAGGACGCGCUGUUCCACGAGUUCAAGAAGUUCGGGGACGUGAGCGUGAAGCUGUCGCACACGCCGGAGCUCGGCCGCAUCGCGUACGUCAACUUUCGGCACCCGGAGGACGCCAAGGAGGCCCGGCACGCCAAGGCGGCGCGCCUGCUGCUGGGGGAGCGCCAGCUCAAGAUCGAGCCCAUGUACGUGAGGAGGCGCAGCGUCACCCCGCCGGAAGUGGGCUUCCUGCCGCUGCACGCCCCCUACCCGUACCGGCAGCGCUCCCUGUCCCCCCCGGGCCCCGCGGUGAGCAACAUGCGGGAGCUGCGGGCCCGGCACUACGCCCUGGAGACACUGGGCCUGAGCCGGGAGCGGGAGAGGCUGCUGGAGUACUACGGCAUGCUGGACGAGCGGGGGCGGCCCUACGGCUUCCCCCCCAUGCCCGUGGUGGAGGACCUGAAGCCCGAGGACGACCAGCGCGCCACCAGCAACCUGUUCAUCGGCAACCUGGACGGCAGCGUGACGGAGGGCGAGCUGCGGCGCGGCUUCGACAAGUACGGCGUCAUCGAGGACGUGGUGAUCAAGCGGCCGGCGCGCGGCCAGGGCGGCGCCUACGCCUUCGUCAAGUUCCAGAACCUGGACAUGGCCCACCGGGCCAAGGUGGCCAUGCAGGGCCGGCUCAUCGGGGGCAACCCCAUCAAGAUCGGCUACGGCAAGGCCAACCCCACCACCCGGCUGUGGGUGGGGGGUCUGGGCCCGGGGAACUCGCUGGCCGCGCUGGCCCGGGAGUUCGACCGCUUCGGCAGCAUCCGGAACAUCGACUACGUGAAGGGGGACAGCUUCGCCUACAUCCAGUACGAGAGUCUGGACGCCGCCCAGGCCGCCUGCACGCAGAUGAGGGGCUUCCCGCUGGGGGGGCCGGAGCGCCGCCUGCGGGUGGACUUCGCCAAGGUGGAGGAGAGCCCGUCCCGCCUGUUCCCCCCCGCCUACCAGCCCCCCGUUGCCCUGCCCGCCCACUACGACCUGCUGGGCGAGGCCUACAGCCGCCACCGCAGCCUGGAGCGCGAGCUGCGGGCGGCGCGGGAGCGCUCGCCGCCGCCGCCGCACGGCCUUCUGGCCCAGCGAGAGCGGGAGCGGGCGCUGCUGGAGCGGGACUUCGCCUCCAGCCCCCCCCGCGGCCCGGAGCGGAGGCCCGGGGCGGUGGAGGCGUUCGGGCGCCGGGCGGCGAGGAGCCGCAGCCGGAGCCGAGAGCGCUGGCUGAAGGAGCGGGAGGAGAGGCGGGGCCGGAGGCGGAGCCGCAGCCGGAGCCGCAGCGCAUCCGCCGACCGCGCCGCCGAGGACCGCGACAAGGACCGCGGCCGGGCCAAAGUCCGGGCGCCGGGGGGCGCCGUGUCGCCCGACGCCAGCCCGGACCGGGCACGAGUCCGAGCCCCCGACUCGACCACCGAACCCCGGGACCACUCCCCUGACAGCGGCGGCCGCCACCCCGCCACUGCCGCCGCCUGCGAGGACGACGCCCCUUCUGCCCGCCACUACGGCAAGAGGCCGCCUGGCGAGCCGCCCGGCAGCAACAACCACGUCCAGCGGAGCGCCGAGGCCCCGGCCGGCUCCCCCGCGCUGCACGCCUCGCCGCCGCCCGCCUCGCUGUCGGAGUUCGCCCAGACGGCGCUGUCCAAGUCGUGGCACGGCUUCUUCGCCCUGAAGAACAGCAGCUUCCCCACCGAGCUGUACCUCCUGCAGGGCGGCGCCGCCUUCUUCGGCGCCGUGAUGCGGGACGGCCCGAAGCCGCCCGGCCAGCUGAAGAUCGCCCAGCGGCUGCGCAUGGACCAGACGCGGCUGGACGAGGUGGCGCGCCGCAUCAAGCUGGGCGCGCCCGACGGCUUCGCCAUCCUGCUGGCGCUGCAGGGCCCCGUGGACCGCCGCGCGCCCGGCCCCGAGCCCGGCCUGCAGGUGCGCCUGCUGCGCCACCUCGUCACCUACCUGCGCAACAAGGAGGCGGCCGGCGUGGUGAGCCUGCCCGCCGCCCAGGAGGGCGGGCCGGGCGCCAUGCUGUACGCCUUCCCGCCGGGAGACUUCUCCCAGCAGUACCUGCAGGCCGCCAAGAGGACCGUGGGAAACCUGGAGGAGGAGCACAUGGUCGUCGUCAUCGUCAACGACACUAACUGACAGACUCGCCGGACGGACGGCGCCCGCGGACACGCACACGGCAGGCCGCCGCCGCCGCCAUCUUUGUUUUUACUGAUGUUGAUUUUCUGUUUAUUUCUUUCACACUACGUCUCGUCUGCUGCUCGGCUCAGGACCCCACGCCGCGCUCAGCAUCACCACACACACACACACACACACACACACACAGACAGAGACACACUCGCACUAAAUCAACACUAAGCUAGCAGAUUGUAAUCACACUACUCUUACUCCGGCACGUUCUGUGAACAUUUCUGAAUCUGCUCGGAACGGCAGUUUGGCUUCCUGGUGAACGUUUGACGUCCGUCUGUUGAAGACUGAAGACUCUCGACUCACUACAAGAACGGUCUGACCCGGAACCCGGCGGUCCUGCAGGUUCUCCGCCUCACUACACUGCGGACCUGCUCCACGGCCCGGGGCCGGCUCCGCUCCAGGUCCAGGAGGGUCCAGGUUAGCUUCAUGUCGGGUUCCUUUCAGAUUAAAAGCCUGAAGCUGGUCCAUACUGUGUGAUGCUGAGCGUGGCGCGAGCUCCUGUGAGGAUGGAACGUCAACUUCCUGUGUUGGUCGUCCACUUCCUAUUUGUUGUCCACUUCCUGUGCGGUGGUCACUUCCUGUGCGGAAACACUAAGACGUGACGUGGAGCUGCUCUGGUUUUCUAUGUUUGUCUUUUAUACGAACUGUUUCUUCUCCACAGUUUUUUAUACCGUUUGUUUUUCUGGUGAAGCACCGCCGUCCCUCCUGACCUUUGACCCUCUGACCUCUGUCCUGACCAGUGUCCCUCCUUGACCUCUGACCUCUAGACAUUUGAGUGUGUUCAUGGUUAUAGAAGCAUUCCACUCUUAUUCUGAAAGGUUGUUCAGUGCGAUGUUGCAUGAAGAAAAGAAACUUUAUUUUGUUGUUUGAAACGAUAAAAAGAAAAAUGU
Molecule: messenger RNA, 3628 nt
Organism: Salarias fasciatus (jewelled blenny)
Lineage: Eukaryota; Metazoa; Chordata; Actinopteri; Blenniiformes; Blenniidae
Gene: rbm15b
Product: RNA binding motif protein 15B
Exons: 1
Coding region: 174-2687 (837 amino acids)
Molecular function (GO): RNA binding
Source: RefSeq, a predicted model, not a curated record